Messenger RNA from Striga hermonthica, 631 nucleotides. The record is from the annotation of a GenBank genome assembly. NCBI's taxonomy places the organism in Eukaryota, Viridiplantae, Streptophyta, Magnoliopsida, Lamiales, Orobanchaceae.
AGGAGGUGGGAAUUACGGCUCGCAUGCCGGUGAUAAGUUUCAGAACAGAGGACGCUGAGGGGUUGGUCCUGCUUCACAAUGAUGCUUUGGUGAUAACAGCGGAGGUUGCGGGCUUUGAUGUGAAGAGGGUGUUCAUUGAUACCGGGUGUUCGGUGAAUGUGAUGUUCUAUGACUGUUUCGUGCAGAUCAAUAAGGAGUUGAAUAUAGAGUUGAAACCGGUUACCACAGCGCUCUGUGGCUUUAAUGGAGGAGAGGUGAUACCGAUGGGUGAGGUAAGUUUGCCGGUGGCGUUAGGAGCGGGAGAGCUGAGGAAGGUGCUGAUGGUGAGAUUUGUGGUCGUGGGAGCUGAAUCAUCUUAUAACAUCAUUAUGGGGCGGACGAGCUUGAAUGCAUUCCAGGCGGUCUUAUCCACGUACCACAUGAUGAUCAAAUAUCCUAUGGGUGAAAACGUUGGGGAGAUUGCUGGGGAUCAACUCACUUCAAGGAGCUGCUACCAAACAACGGUGAACAAUAACAGACAAUUGGCGAAGAGGCAAGCCAAGUCAAAGGAGGAAGAGAUUAAUCGACCAGGCGGGUCGAGGACAAAAGAGGAUAGGCAGAAGGCGGAGAAAGGUAAGGAGAAAGUGGAUAU